This is a messenger RNA of Patiria miniata (bat star), 1820 nucleotides long. Its product is annotated as quinone oxidoreductase-like. Bases 145 to 1140 code for a protein of 331 amino acids. Gene Ontology annotation, cellular component: cytosol. The transcript has 9 exons. Lineage: Eukaryota; Metazoa; Echinodermata; Asteroidea; Valvatida; Asterinidae. The record is from RefSeq and is a predicted model, not a curated record. Gene Ontology annotation, molecular function: quinone reductase (NADPH) activity; NADPH binding; mRNA 3'-UTR binding.
ACAGAAAUCGUAUAUAAGGUUAAAGUUUUCGACAUUUGGCAAGCAUAAUAAUUUCGAGAGUGCCAGCUGUUCUAUCAAGUUCAACGUUAACACAGGACAUCGAAGCUUUUCCUAACGUGCUUAAAGAAAGUCAUCGUUGUUGACAUGGAAACACCCGCCAAGAAAAUGACUGCCGUUGUCAUGGAGAAAUACGGCGGACCAGAGGUUCUACGACUCAGCACCGAAGUUGAGGUGCCGACGCCUGACGCCAAUCAGGUUUUGGUGCAGAUGAAGGCCAUUGGAAUCAACUCGGUAGAUAGCAGGGUACGAGAGGGCGGUUAUAUGCAGAAGUUGUUCAAGCCAGGCCAUGCACUGGGCAUUGACGGAUCGGGCAUCGUAGAAGCAGUUGGCGAAGGAGUGGCUAAAUACAAGCCUGGUGACAGGGUCUACAUAGUGCCGGGUAAAACAGGGACGUACGCCCAGUAUGUCCUCGCCAAUGAGAACAGCGUGUACCCGCUACACGAGAAACUCAGCUUCAACGAGGGGGCGGUGUUGCCAAUUCCAUACUUCACUGUCUACCGUGCAUUGGUCCAGAGGGCGAAGUUGGAGAAAGGAGAAACUCUACUAAUCCAGGGGGCAAGUGGCCAGGUGGGCCUGGCAUGUAUACAGAUUGCACGUUGGCUGGGAGCCAGUUACAUUGUCGGGACGGCUGGAAGGCUGGAGGGGCGAAAUCUUGCCUUGAAGUCAGGAGCAGAUGCCGUCAUUGACUACCGAGCAGACGACUUCCAGGAUCAGUUGAAAGAGGCAUUCAAGGACAAAAAGAUUGAUGUCAUCGUUGAGAUGAACAGCGACAUCAACAUGAAACUGGAUAUGGAGAUCAUCGGAUACGGGGGUCGUAUUGUGGUUGUUGGAAAGAGAGGAGAAACGAAAUGUGACCCAGGAAACCUUUUGGGAAAGGAGGCUUCUGUGAUGGGAAGCGGACUCAGACUCUCAACAGAGAGUCAGCGUAUGACAAUGGCGAAGGGUCUUUACGAGGCUGCAGAGGAGGGCUGGAUAAAACCACACAUCAAUAAGGAGUACCCUCUUGAAGAAGCAGAGAAGGCACACCGGGAGAUGGAUGACCGUAAGGGUGGGGUCGGAAAGAGUAUUUUUGUCUUGUAAAAGUUAAGACUGUGCAUCUGACAGUUGAGAAUUUUGUAACUUGGCAUUUUUUUACAGCUUCAAUUUGUGACCCAGAAUAAGGUGCUUCCAUGCAUUAGGUAUUUGAAGUUGUAGAACUAGUUUUUUACAGUUGCCAAUGUAUUAACUUAAUUAUAAAGUGGUGGCUGAAAUAUUUAUGAAGAUGUGUUCAAGAUGUCUUUCAGGGAAACUUGUUUAUUCAUCCAAUGCAAGAACAAUGGUUGUAAUUGUUACACAGCAAAUAAGCUUGGUUUUACAUUAUAUUAAAGUAUCUUUAAAAACUUAUACAUUUCUCUCAAAACGCAUGAAAACAAUCCAGCUAGUGUUUCUAUCACACACAAAGAAAACAAAAUACCACUUUUUUUCUAAUUUAUAUAUUUACAUACCGGUACUUUGGAUAUGCAGUGUAAACAUAUUAGACUAUUUUACGUGUGAGUAUUUAUAUCAAAGUACAUCUAGACUUUUUCAGACUUUAAAGUAUUCUUAAGUUUAACUGUUUUUAUUUCAUGUGUCAAAGUGCAGAACUUUGUAAGAUGUCCAUGAUUGCGAUGUGUGAAUUUGCUACAAAAUGACAACUGUUCACGACCAGUUUCUUCAUAAAUACAGUCAAAGUUGACAAUAAAACGUUGAACUUGUUUUCAGGUUUUCAAUUAUAGCUGUAA